AUGUCUAUCAAGAGACUGUACGAUGAGAAAGCUGGGACGUCGAUAUCUCUGGAGUUCUUCCCGCCCAAGACCGAGUCCGGGAGGACCAAUUUGCUCGAGCGUAUUGGGCGGAUGAGUGCGCUGGAGCCGACGUUUAUCACUGUGACGUGGGGGGCUGGCGGUACCACUGCGGAUAAGACGCUUGAGCUGGCUGCUGUGAUUGCGAAGGCGCAUCCGCACAUCGCCGUGUGCAUGCACCUCACUUGCACGAAUAUGGAACCGCACAUUAUCGAUGCGGCGUUGGAACGGUGCAAAGAGAAUGGGAUUCGAAACAUCUUGGCCCUGCGCGGGGACCCGCCGCUUGAGCUGAACCAUGGCGACGCCUACGGCUAUUUCAGACACGCUAUAGACCUUGUACGGUACAUCAAGCAGCGGCACGGCGACUACUUCUGCAUUGGCGUUGCUGGGUACCCUGAGGGUCACUACAAUGUGAUGGACGAGGAUGAACAGGACCCGGUACGCGACCUGGAGUACUUGAAGAUGAAGAUCGAUGCCGGUGCGCAGUUUGUCAUCACGCAGCUGUUCUACGACGUCGAGAAGUUUUUGGACUUUGAGAAGAUGUUUAGAGAUCAAGUGUCGCAGGAGGUUGCUGUGUUCCCAGGUCUGAUGCCCAUCAACUCGUUCAUGCUAUUUAAUAGAGCCGCGAAGUUGUCCCACGCGGAGAUCCCAAAACACAUUCUAGAUAGAUUUCCGGAGGAAAUUCAACUCGAUGACGAUCUGGUAAAGCAAGUCGGUGUACAAGUAUUGAUAGAAAUUAUAGACCAAAUUUACGAAAGAACGGAGGGGAGGAUUCGGUGUUUCCAUUUGUACACGUUGAAUCUGGAGAAGGCGAUCGCCCAGAUCGUAUCGCAAUCUCCGAUUUUAGGACACCUGAUAGAGGACAAGAGUGAAGGCGAUAUAAAUUUGGAACAAGAGGGUGCCAAUGAUGGACUGGUACCAAAACCCGGUAAUGAUAACGCACCCAUAGAUACAGACAGAGAUGUGAUACUCGUAGACGACAUCAACGAUAACAUGGACCUGGACAGUGAUGUGCGCAAAAGGAGGAGACGAUCCAGUGUACGAUCUGCGGACGUCCUGAUGAAUAGAACCACUGUUGACAAGUACCAAACAGGGUCGUCGUUGGACACCAACGACAACAACAUGCCCUCCAAAAAAUUCUUAAUCUCGAUAUCGAAGGGGUCCGGUACUUUGGGUCGUGAUGCCACGUGGGAUGAGUUCCCUAACGGCCGGUUUGGUGACUCCCGUUCUCCAGCGUACGGUGAAAUCGACGGGUAUGGUCCCACGUUGAAAGUAAGCAACAAAAAGGCGUAUGAACUAUGGGGCCAACCGCUGAGCAUCAAAGAUUUGAAGGACAUUUUCAUCAAGUAUCUGGAGGGUUCUAUAGACGCCCUGCCCUGGUAUGACCAAGGAUUAUCACCGGAGACCGCUUUGAUUCAGGAGGAGCUGAUCAUGCUUAAUCUGCGAGGGUACCUAACUUUAGCGUCGCAACCUGCGACAAACGCAUCGAGGAGUUCUGACAAGAUAUUCGGUUGGGGCCCACGUCAAGGUGUCGUGUACCAGAAGGCGUUUGUGGAGAUGUUUGUUUAUAAACCGCAGUGGGAAAACGUGUUGAAGCCGAAAUUGGACCACUACGGCCGCCGUGUGGUCAGUUACUACGUUGGCGACGCUGCGAAGCAUUUCGACACAAACCUGGACUUGGGGAGCUCCAAUGUCGUCACGUGGGGUGUGUUCCCGAACAGCCAGAUCAUACAAACAACUCGCAUCGAGGAGGAGUCCUUUAAGGCGUGGAGGGACGAGGCAUUCAGCAUAUGGUCAGAAUGGGCCAAACUUUUCCCUCGUAACACGCCGACGAACAGUUUUUUGAAACAGAUACAUUCUGACUACUGCUUAGUGUCCAUAGUACAUCACGAAUUUAUCGAACCGGACGAAUUAUGGGAAAUACUGUUGGAUUGA
This is a messenger RNA of Huiozyma naganishii CBS 8797, 1992 nucleotides long. It is a transcript of the gene MET12, whose product is annotated as methylenetetrahydrofolate reductase (NAD(P)H) MET12. Lineage: Eukaryota; Fungi; Ascomycota; Saccharomycetes; Saccharomycetales; Saccharomycetaceae. The transcript has a single exon. Bases 1 to 1992 code for a protein of 663 amino acids. Gene Ontology annotation, molecular function: FAD binding; methylenetetrahydrofolate reductase [NAD(P)H] activity. Gene Ontology annotation, biological process: tetrahydrofolate interconversion. The record is from RefSeq and is a predicted model, not a curated record. Gene Ontology annotation, cellular component: cytosol.